UAAAUCUACGGUCCUGAAGGUGAUCUGAGUAUCGUAUCAAAACCGUUAUCGCACAUCUGGAGUCAUACACGGGGAGGAGGAAGCGCUAAUCCUCAAGGACUUAUUUAUUUGCCCUCCCUUGAAGUCCUGCAGAGCUUUCUGGCUCCUCGAGGUGUGGUGGGGGCCUAGCCUAGCAGCCAGGGCGGACGGACGGACGAACAGACAGACAGGGGGCAGGAUGGGGGACUGCAGUGACCUUGACCGCCAGAUUGAGCAGCUGCGGCGGUGUGAGGUGAUCAAGGAGGCGGAGGUGAAGGCACUGUGUGCCAAGGCGCGGGAGAUCCUGGUGGAGGAGAGCAAUGUGCAGCGCGUCGACUCUCCCGUCACGGUGUGCGGGGACAUCCACGGACAGUUCUAUGACCUGAAGGAGCUGUUCAAGGUGGGCGGUGACGUGCCUGACACCAACUACCUCUUCAUGGGCGACUUCGUGGACCGAGGCUUCUACAGCGUGGAGACCUUCCUACUCCUGCUGGCACUCAAGGUGCGGUACCCUGACAGGAUAACACUCAUUCGAGGCAACCAUGAGUCUCGGCAGAUCACACAGGUGUAUGGCUUCUACGACGAGUGCCUCAGGAAGUACGGGUCCAUCACAGUCUGGCGGUACUGCACGGAGAUCUUUGACUACCUCUCCCUCUCGGCCAUCAUCGACGGGAAGAUAUUCUGCGUGCACGGUGGCCUCUCCCCGAGCAUUCAGACCCUCGACCAGAUCCGCACGAUAGACAGGAAGCAGGAGGUGCCGCAUGAUGGCCCUAUGUGUGACUUGCUGUGGUCAGACCCGGAAGACACACAAGGGUGGGGUGUGAGUCCGAGGGGGGCCGGCUACCUCUUCGGCUCUGAUGUGGUGGCCCAGUUCAACGACACCAACGGCAUCGACAUGAUCUGCCGCGCCCACCAGCUGGUCAUGGAGGGCUACAAGUGGCACUUCAACAACACCGUGCUCACCGUCUGGUCCGCACCUAACUACUGCUAUAGAUGUGGCAACGUAGCGGCAAUCCUGGAACUUGACGAAAACCUCAAGCGUGAAUUCACCAUCUUCGAGGCCGCGCCACAGGAAAGUCGAGGCAUCCCCGCGAAGAAGCCUCAAGCGGACUACUUCCUCUAGGCCCCCAAGGAUGAUAACCACCCCACGAAUGAGCAGCAUCACCGAGUGAGCGAGUGAAUUUAAGCGAGAAAGCAAGUGUGCGGUUUUGUAUAAAUUUCGUAGAUCAGUGCACAUGUGUCAACUGUGUGUGGGUGUGGGUGUGUGUGUGUGUGUGUGUGUGUGUGUGUGUGUGUUUGGCUGGCCUCAUACCAUUAUUAAAGGGCAAGAUGUAAGAGUAAUUCAUGUGGCAUUCUCUCAAGGCUCUCAUCAUUUACUAAUCGUUUGAUGUGUCGGUUUUUUCUCUCUAUCAUCUUUUCUUUCCCUUCGUUGCUGCUGUUCCUGCUCUUUGUAUGGUCGAUUUCCUUUUGUUUUCUCUAUCUAUCUAUCUAUUUAUCUUUGUCUCACAUUUACAUCAUAUGGCUGACUUGUAUUUGUUUUCUCUAUCUAUCUAUCACUCUGUCUCAUAUUUGUAUCAGUGAAAUAUCAUGCAGCUUCACAUAUAGAAGUUACAUUAUACACACAUAGAAUAAAAUGUUUUUACGCCUGUACUCCAUGAACCACCACCGUGUACAGUAGCAUGUGUGUGUGUGUGUUCGUACGGGCGUGAGGGGCACACAGUCACACAGACAUGGGUAUACUAGGUGUCCAAGUAUGCAUGUUGCUCAAGAUAUAAGCCGAGAAAACCACUCAUACAUACCUUGCUUAUGGUUUACCGUAUAUAUACACUUUUGAAUGGCAGACAGCCGCAUGUAACCUCAAAGCAGAUACGACAAACAAACACUUGACAGGUACACAAAUAUACACACUUGAUACAAACAAAACAACACUAUAUAGGAAAUCAAUAUUUAUGUCUCUUGCUAUAUCUCACUGUCAUAAUCUGAGUGAGUGGAGGGAAGCGAAGUGGAUGUAAGUAUUAGCUUCUACUGCCCACUUCCCUCCCUGCCGGCAUCCCCUCCAACCAUGGAUGGAAAGUGCUAUCGUGUAUGUGUGUGUGUGUCUGUAAUUCUGCGUGUGUAAGGAGGAGGAGGAGGUUCAGGAAUAGGAAACAUGGAAACAUUAUCGAAAGAAAGUGAGAGCUUAGAAACGGUGUGUAUGUUUGUUUGCAUGUAUUUCUUUGAGUGUGUGGAGGAGAGGAGGAGGAGGAGGAGGUGGUUCAGGAGUAACAAUGGAGAUAGUAGGAAACAUGGAAGCAAUAUCAAAGGGAGGUUAGGGCUCAGAAAUAGUGUGUGAGUGUGUGUGUGUGUGUGUGUGUGGAGGAGAUGGAUAUUCAGUAGUAAGAAUGGAAGGAGUAGGACACAGAUACUUUACUGAAAGGACUUGUGGGGUAGGAGGAGGAGGAGGAAGGUCGGAACGUAACAACGGAGAGAGUAAGAAGCAUGGAAGGGAGGUCAGGUCAGGUCAGGGCUCAGAAAUAAGUGCAAAAGUGGAUAAAAAAUAAGUCAGUUGAAACCAUGAGUGGAGAACGGACUCAGUUGAAGGGGGAACAAUACUAGACAUGUCGUAAGGAAAUCUGCUUACAUGUGUGUGUGUGUGUGUGUGUGUGUGAGGCUGAUGGUUUACUAAAUAGGACCGUAGGGCAGAGACAUGAGUGAGGCUUCAGUAACAACAGCAGCAGUGAAGGAAGUGUCAAGGCUAUCAACCAAAGCCUCUCCCUUGGUAAAUAUUGGACUGGCUGCUUGAUUGGCUGACUGGUUGACUCCUUACUGCUGAGAGUGGGUGUGUUUGUGUGUCAGUUUGCUUGUAAUCAUCACUCAAGUUCGUGCUCAUAAAAACUCGGAAAAUUGACCAGAGACGUGAUAAUUAAGUGUAAAAAAUGUAUAACCUUUCAUUAUUUUGAGUGCUAGUUUGUUUUUUUGUCUCGACUCAAUUUUCUGCGGGUUUUUCUUGAUAUGAGUGCUAAUUGGUGUGGUGUACAGGGAUUGGCUAACGAACAUACCCAAUUAUAGUACCAUUGCGUUGAGCUACGUAGGGACGGGGCGGAAAGGGACUCGAAAAGGGACUCGCUCGCCACUCUUGUCAUGAAUAUAAUAGGAGAGAGAGUCCUGCUUUAUAUUAUUGCCUGGCUCGGCUGGCGUUUCUGGGGUUUGCGGCGUGACACGAGACGCUACUCUAAGACACUUCUACAACUACUACUACAAUGUGUAUGUGUAUUCAUUUUUUUGCAUCUUGAGUGUAAAUUCUUUUGAUGUAAGGCCUGUUUACAUAGUGGUGAUGAUGAUUGGUGGGGAUUCUGUGCCAAUACCCACCAUGGAGUUUGAAGGGGAUUAAAAGAAAUGAGAUCUCAAGGACUAUAUUCCUCUUGCACAGUAGGUUAUGAGUUUUUAUGUAAGAAUACAUGAAUAAAAUUUUUAGCCAUUAAAUGGAUCUGUGUAUACAAGGAGCGUACAAAAAACGGAAAUGUGUGUUCACCUUUAUGAUUGGAAAUACUACAACAUGUUUGAUUCCAUUAUAGGGCGUGAAUAGCCAAAUUUUUAGUGAUUUAUCUUAAUUUUGAUACCUGGAAAAAUAUAUUAAGAAGAAAGUUUGACUAAAGGGUGAAUUUUAAAAUGAUUCAAGUGUGUAAGGAAUCAAAGAGAAGAUAAUUUAAGUCAAAAUGAAGUGGCAGGAUUACUGAAUCCUUCUUGUAGGGUAAUAAACAUUUAUUUUCCUGAA
Molecule: messenger RNA, 3772 nt
Organism: Eriocheir sinensis (Chinese mitten crab)
Lineage: Eukaryota; Metazoa; Arthropoda; Malacostraca; Decapoda; Varunidae
Gene: Pp4-19C
Product: serine/threonine-protein phosphatase 4 catalytic subunit
Exons: 6
Coding region: 218-1141 (307 amino acids)
Biological process (GO): double-strand break repair via homologous recombination; peptidyl-serine dephosphorylation
Cellular component (GO): nucleus; cytoplasm
Molecular function (GO): protein serine/threonine phosphatase activity
Source: RefSeq, a predicted model, not a curated record